GCAUCCUGAUUCCUUGCUGAGGAAUGUGUUGGGUAACGGUCCAUGUUGCUCCCUGUCAGGUACAUGGCUCCAGAGGUGCUGGAUGACUCCAUCAACAUGAAGCACUUUGAGUCGUUCAAACGGGCCGAUAUCUACGCCAUGGGCCUGGUAUUCUGGGAGAUUGCCAGCCGCUGCUCUGUGGGAGGCAUUCAUGAGGACUACCAGCUACCCUACUAUGACCUGGUCCAGUCAGAUCCAUCAGUGGAGGAAAUGAAAAAGGUGGUCUGCGAGCAGAAACUUCGACCAAAUAUUCCCAACCGCUGGCAGAGCUGUGAGGCUCUGCGGGUUAUGGCUAAGAUCAUGAGGGAGUGUUGGUACGCCAACGGUGCUGCCCGGCUCACCGCGCUCCGGAUCAAGAAGACGCUGUCUCAGCUCAGCCAGCAGGAGGGAAUCAAGAUGUAGACCCAGCUCCCAAACACACACACUCACACACACAUCUCUGACUGGGAUCUAUACCAUUAGCAUUACACCAUCUGUGUCCUGACGAGACCUCAGCCUGUCCUGUAGGGAAGCUGAGGACAUUUUGUAUCUCACUCACGCCUGAGGAGGCUGGUGUCCUACUGGACAGCUGGACUGAUGUCUGGUGGAGAAAUCUGAUGGAGGAGGUCUGUGCCUGGGGGGAUGGUAGAGAUGUGUAAGGAAGCCUCCUAUCAUUGACGUUUCAUUAGAGCAUCCUCUUCAAUCAUCACCAUAAAUCUUUCUGUAAACAAUCCAAACCUUUCCCCUCAGUAGGGCUGCAGCUCUGGAGAUGUUAGGGAAAGAAAUUGUGAUUUUCUAAGUAGUAUUGAAUGCGCUUUUUAUUGGGAGACUGACCUUGUGUCAUAUCGUUGCUAUAGCAACUCCCAGGAAGCCUAGAGUGUCAUCAGCUUGUAAGGGAUGUGACGGCUGCUCCACAGACUACUGUGUGUGGCCACUGAGAUGUGUUACAGGACAGGAAAUGUCGCAUUUUACUCAAUGAGCCAGUCAGCACCAGUGUCCAAACUAGUGCUGACUGUUUGGAUUGGGUCAUGACUGGGUGAUCAUCUGGAGAAACAGGAGCAUCAUGGCAUCCCAUGCAUCAUUGGAAGAAUGGAAGGAACAGUAGCUGUUUGGGUCAGCCUGGUUACACAUGUUCCAGUCAAAGAGCCAGACAUUGAAAAUACCCAAUCAACUCUGAUCAAUAGAUUAGAUUGUUUUAUUUAUUGCAGAUAAAUAAAACAGAUACUAUGCAA
Molecule: messenger RNA, 1250 nt
Organism: Poecilia latipinna (sailfin molly)
Lineage: Eukaryota; Metazoa; Chordata; Actinopteri; Cyprinodontiformes; Poeciliidae
Product: TGF-beta receptor type-1-like
Exons: 3
Coding region: 43-441 (132 amino acids)
Biological process (GO): heart development; protein phosphorylation; cellular response to growth factor stimulus
Cellular component (GO): signaling receptor complex; plasma membrane
Molecular function (GO): transforming growth factor beta receptor activity, type I; SMAD binding; ATP binding
Source: RefSeq, a predicted model, not a curated record